AUCUCGGACGCUUUCAUAGCGAAACCCCACUCCCACGCCAACGCUAUAAAACCCCAAAUAUCUAACGAGAAAAAACUUUCUGAGCACUGAAUCAAGAAGGCUUCAGGACAUUUUGAAAUCUUUCAGCAUUCCUUCAACUUUGUCUCUUUGCGUCCCAAGCACCGGCGAGCCGCCCUACCCCUGGCACCAGAGACCCGUACACCAGCACGUCGAUUAUUUGAGGCCAACUGCAAAUCCCUCGCCGCCCUUUUCCGCGGCCCGUUGCACUCUCUGCACUCCCAGUUACUCUGCCCGGGCUAGGGCCAACCAGCGUGAGCCCCACCACAGGGCCGUUCAACAUACACCUCUGCACCGCUUAUGCAAAGCACCCAUACCACCCCAGACACCCGGUACACCCUGCACAAAAACAAAAACAAAAACAACGAAGCAAGCCCCACGCCCCAUCGUUCCUAAACGUCAUUAGCACCCACUCUCCAUACAUCCUCCACGCAUGCCCGACAGACACAAACUCAAGCUUUUCGGGCACUUCAAGCCGGACACUCUGCACGACGAGCCACUUGACAAAGCAGUGUCCAACCUGCUGCAGCAUGGCAGUGGCCGUCGCUUCCUCGGCUUCCACAUUGGCCGCCAUGAGUCGCAAGACUCUUUGGCAUCGCCCACGCUCACGAACUCGCUGGAUCACCGCGGCGGGGCCACCACCCCACCCGUCCAGCCAUCCGCCGGCACAGCAGUUCACUCGCCGGGAAUUUUGUCCCAGCACCACUCGCAGCAACAAGACAAACGGCCGGCCGCUGCGGCCCAUGAUGAAUCACUAGCGGUGAACAAGUCCGUGAGCAUGAGCGAGAUUAAGCGGCUCUUCAAGCCCACUAGAAAAACGCUGAAGACACAGGCCAGCACGUCUCACGACCACCACAGUGGAUUGGGAAGCCCCGGUGGUGCAGCAGAUCUGAACAUGCACAGUAGAGAGCCUCUGCUGGCCUCGUUGGCAGCACUCAUCCAGAACACACUGUCGCAACUCCUCCAGCAACUGCAGCACCAAACGACGAAGAAGGGCAAGGACGCACCGUAUGUGGAGCCAUUCACCCAUGAUGAGCUGCCCCUUGUCAAGAAGUACGGAAAGGUACAUAAGGAGCUUGGCUCGGGCGCGGGCGGCUCCGUUCGUUUGAUUAUCCGGCCCCUGGAUGGUAAGACCUUUGCCGUCAAGGAGUUCCGACCCCGCAGAAACACUGAGUCUUUCAAAGACUAUACCCGGAAGUGCACGGCGGAGUAUUGUAUCGGCUCUACAUUGCGCCACGCCAAUAUCAUUAAGACCAUUGAUAUUCUCCACGAAAACAACCGCUACUAUGAGGUCAUGGAGUACGCGCCGAUUGACUUUUUCGCCGUCGUCAUGAGUGGUGAGAUGUCCCGACAGGAGAUAAACUGUUGCCUCAAACAGAUCUUGGAAGGUAUUAGCUACUUGCAUUCUCUAGGUUUGGCCCACCGUGACCUUAAGCUAGAUAAUUGCGUUCUAACAAACGAAGGUAUCUUGAAAAUUAUUGAUUUCGGCAGCGCUGUAAUUUUCAAAUACCCAUACGAUCAGUAUGGUCUGAAGCACGAGAUCCACCAUUGCCAUGGCGUUGUUGGGCUGGAUCCAUAUCUUGCACCAGAGGUGUUGACUAGUCUGAACUCGUAUAACCCACAACCAGUUGAUCUUUGGUCGAUCGCCAUUAUCUACUGCUGUAUGACGCUAAAGCGCUUCCCCUGGAAAAUUCCCUCCCCUGAAAAGGACAACAGUUUCAGGUUGUAUGCGAUGGACGAUGACAACUGGCAUGAUUACGACUUGUCUAAUGCGUGCCACAAACUCUUAUUAAGACAGCGCCACUUGAAAAAUAUAGUUGCGCGCCUGAACAAAAAAAAGAAACUCUUAAAGGCCAAAGAAGAGGGGGCCGACAGCCCGUCACCGCCCCCAGAAAUACUUGCGAAGCACGCCCCGUCCCCAGGGCCGGACUCUGCCGCUACUCAUGCUGGAGAAGAUGCAGAGUUGGACGAAAAGCUAAAGGCGCUUGGUGCUGUUGAUAUAUUAAGCAUUGAACAAUCUCAAGAAAUUCUUGAAGAACUCAAGCAGAUAGACAAACAGUUGGACGAAUACGAGCGUAUAAAGAACGAAAUGAAAAACUCGUUUGCUCAGCAGCGCAACCGCGAACAUCAUACUCAACACGUCGACCUGGACCAUGCAACGGCUGGAAAAGAAGAUCCUGCUGGCAAUAUGAGAAGGAGCAAGUCUAAUCACAAGCAGAUUCACGGCCCAUACAGGUUGAUGCGCUUGCUUCCACAUGUAUCGCGUCCCAUCAUUCACAAGAUGCUACAAAUAGACCCUCUUAAGCGAGCUACUAUUGAGGAGAUUCUUGAAGACGACUGGAUUAAGGGCAUCAAGUGUUGCACAUUGAUCCCUGGACGCAAGACUUCAAACAAAAGCAUAGACGAAGAUGGAGACCUCGUUUUUGAGCGUGGAAAACCGUCGCAUGAACACACGGUUGUUUGUGAGGAUGAAAAGAAAGAGUGAUCAUAUUGUUCUACUGUGACAACUAGAAAAGCGGAGGUCGAUUUGAAAUGUGAAAGCCUCGUUGGAGUAAGAGGGCUCGAAUAAGUCGAAGACUAUAAAAGAUCUACACAGGUGUCAAACCAAACACAGCCAAGUGACUUCCAUGGCUUUUGUUUUGGUCUGUUGUGUCUGGUAUUGCCUGAAUUUGCAGCAAUCUCGAAAUUGGGCAC
Molecule: messenger RNA, 2751 nt
Organism: Metschnikowia bicuspidata var. bicuspidata NRRL YB-4993
Lineage: Eukaryota; Fungi; Ascomycota; Pichiomycetes; Serinales; Metschnikowiaceae
Gene: HRK1
Product: putative serine/threonine protein kinase
Exons: 1
Coding region: 491-2542 (683 amino acids)
Biological process (GO): protein phosphorylation; intracellular signal transduction
Molecular function (GO): ATP binding; protein serine/threonine kinase activity
Source: RefSeq, a predicted model, not a curated record